This is a messenger RNA of Exophiala oligosperma, 1383 nucleotides long. RefSeq lists its product as uncharacterized. The transcript has 3 exons. Bases 1 to 1383 code for a protein of 460 amino acids. The record is from RefSeq and is a predicted model, not a curated record. Gene Ontology annotation, molecular function: lyase activity. Lineage: Eukaryota; Fungi; Ascomycota; Eurotiomycetes; Chaetothyriales; Herpotrichiellaceae.
AUGGCCACGAUCAGUAUCGCCAACUGGGCUGUAUCUCUAGAAUACACGUCUCUCCCACAAGGCGUCAUUCGUGCUGCAACACGUAGCUUCUACAACUGGGCCGGCUGUGCGUUGGGAGGAUCCAACCACCGCACGACGACAACGGCACUCGAAGCCCUCUCACCUUUCUUCGGUCCGUCGACAUCCUCCAUACUGGGACGCGCCAAUGGUGGUGGUGGUGGUAGUGGUGGUGGAGAUUCAUUACCGAAGCGUGCCGACGCUUCGCAUGCCGCCUUGAUCAAUGGCAUUGCAUCGCACGUGCACGACUACGACGACACCCACCUCGAGACCAUCAUCCACCCGACGGGACCGGUGGCGAGUGCGUUGCUCGCCCAAGCCGAAGCGCAAGGCAACGUCAGCGGCAAGGAUUUCAUCCUCGCACUCGUCGCUGGCGUCGAGGCGGAAUGCAAGGUCGGAUUGGCAGUAUGGCCAAAGCAUUAUGACAUCGGAUGGCACAUCACCAGCACGACGGGCUCGAUCGGUGCCGCCGUCGCCGUGGGCAAACUUCUCAAGCUCACACCCGAGCAGAUGGCACAUGCGAUCGGUAUCGCCGCGACGCAAGUGACGGGGCUCCGCGAGAUGUUUGGCUCGGACACAAAGUCAUUCCACGUCGGCCGCUCGGCGCAGAACGGGUUGAUGGCCGCGGUCCUCGCGUCAAACGGCUACACGAGCUCCCUCCAAGCACUGGAAGCGAAACGUGGAUGGGCCAAUGUCGUGAGCGAGACGCAGAACCUGUCCGAGCGAGUGACGACGCUGGGUUCCGUGUGGGAGAUUGAAAAGAACUCGUUCAAGCCGUUCCCGUGCGGUAUCGUGGUCCACCCGGUCAUAGACGGUUGUAUCCAGCUUCAUCAAGAGAUGACCUCGUCCGGAUGCAGACCGGGCGACAUCACCCGGGUGCACUGCAGGGUACACCCUCUCGUGCUCGAACUGACGGGGAAGAAGACACCCCGAGACGGCCUCCAGGCCAAGUUUAGCGUCUACCACGGCGGAGCCGCCGGGUUGGUGUUUGGCAGGGCAGGGCCCGCGGCUUACGAGGACGCGGUCGUGACGAGCGACGAGAUCAUCGGGGUCAGAGACAAGAUCGACGCGGUUGCAGACGAGACACUCGGGGCAGAUGAGACGGAAAUCGUGGCCGAAUUCCGAGACGGUACCAGGUUGACGAAACACGUCGUGCACGCCAUCGGCAGUCUGGAAGUUCCCAUGACCGACCAGCAGUUGGAGGCCAAGUUUAUCGAUCAAGUCAGCCAGGUGUUGGGCUCCCAGAAGGCCUCGGAGGCGAGCAAGGUCUACUCCUUGAUGGGCCGUGGUCUCUGCAUGGACUCAUUGAAUGAAGCCAGACUUUAG